This is a messenger RNA of Pecten maximus, 1033 nucleotides long. RefSeq names its product eukaryotic translation initiation factor 1-like. Gene Ontology annotation, cellular component: eukaryotic 43S preinitiation complex. The transcript has 4 exons. The record is from RefSeq and is a predicted model, not a curated record. Gene Ontology annotation, biological process: translational initiation. Lineage: Eukaryota; Metazoa; Mollusca; Bivalvia; Pectinida; Pectinidae. Gene Ontology annotation, molecular function: RNA binding; ribosomal small subunit binding; translation initiation factor activity. Bases 142 to 489 code for a protein of 115 amino acids.
AAUUAUAUUUAUCUGUUGACGGUGAAGGCCAUUUUGAUACUUGAGUACGCCAGGAGACCUCUUCCCAAAAUCCAUUAACAUCAACUUCAAAACAGGUGUUUUCCUAUCUUUUUAUUUGGCAGAUCACAUAGAAAGGGCUAUAUGAAUAUCGGUGGGCAGCUUCCAGGUCAACUCGCCCAGGCAGACCCCUUUUCCAAUCAAAGUGCAGGGGAAACUGGGACAGGCUCAGACACUUUAAUUCACAUCCGGAUCCAGCAGAGAAAUGGUAGAAAGACCCUGACAACAGUACAAGGGAUCAGUCCCCAAUUUGAUCUGAAGAAAAUUGUCAAGGCAUUUAAAAAGGAGUUUGCCUGCAAUGGAACAGUAGUGGAACAUCCAGAGUAUGGAGAGGUUAUACAGGUGCAGGGAGACCAGAGACAUCAUAUCCGAGAUUUCCUUAAAAUGGUCAACAUUGCAGGAGAAGACCAGCUCAAAGUUCAUGGUUUCUAAGUUGUAAAUAUGGAGAGAUGCCAAAUCAUGUUCAUUGAUCGAGUUUACAUCAGCAUCAACAUCGAGAUGAAUGCACCCCAUGAAGGCUUGUAGUUGUCUCCCUUCCACUGGAAACAGCUAUUGCAUUUUGGUUGUAGGGAAAAUGCACAUGUUGACAAAGAAAAGAGAGCCUUAAUUUAAUUUUUAUCUAUUUACCAGAGUGGAAAAUUCAAAUGUGGACAUCAAAAAAUAUUUAUUGUUCUACUGGGCUGUAGUUAUGGAUACGAUAUAUUAUAAUGAGGCAUGAACAAAUUCUUAUUUCAAAAAUUGUGAACUUUGGAAUCAAUUAAUUACUCUUAUUACAGCUGAAAUUCAUAGCAUAUAAAUAAAUUUAAGGUAUCUUUUUGUUUUCUCGGAAAUUAUGUCUUACUGUGAUGUGAAAAUGCGAUUAGAAUAGAGCAAGUUUAAAUUCAACUUUCGAAACAUCAUGAAUCAUUAGUGAUCCAGGCCCUGAGAUAUUUUGUACAUAUAUAAAUAUGCAUUAACUAAUGUUGUCAUUUUGUCA